This is a messenger RNA of Pocillopora damicornis (cauliflower coral), 1845 nucleotides long. Its product is annotated as snurportin-1. Gene Ontology annotation, cellular component: cytoplasm; nucleus. Lineage: Eukaryota; Metazoa; Cnidaria; Anthozoa; Scleractinia; Pocilloporidae. The record is from RefSeq and is a predicted model, not a curated record. Gene Ontology annotation, molecular function: protein binding; nuclear import signal receptor activity. Gene Ontology annotation, biological process: protein import into nucleus; snRNA import into nucleus.
UCAUAAGAAGAGAGGGAAAUUUGGAACAACUGUAUACGAGAUGAAAAUCGUUUGUGAAAAGGCUUGAUAAUUAGAUAUUGAGGAAUUAAAUCUUUCUUUGGUUCUUCUGAACUGAACGGCUAAAGUUCGCUCCUUUUUGUGUCAAAAUGGAGGGUCUUUCUGAAUCAUUUGCGGCCAGUUUCACUGUUUCCUCUGACCCAAACGACACCGCAGCGCCUCAUCCGAGGAUGACGCAGUAUAAAAUGAAGCCCAGCAACACCCCAGAUCAGUUUUUACGUAGAAAAAGAAUGUUGGAGGAGCAGAAAAGACACAGGCGAGAUUAUGUCAACUAUGCAAGAAAACUGGUGGAAGGAUCUUUAGAAAUUGAAGAUGUUGAGAUAGAGGAGAUGGAGUUUAUUGAGGAGAGUGACAAGAAUGGCAGGAGAAGGCAUAAAAAGAAGUUUAAUCCUUAUGCAUAUCAGUUGAUGUUAUCAGAGUGGCUUGUUGAUAUUCCUGAUGAUUUGAAGGAGGACUGGUUGAUGGUGAUUUGUCCAGUGGGCAAAAGAAACCUUGUUAUUGCUGCAAAUGGAUAUACUGCCGCAUACACUAAAAGUGGCUACAGAGUGAAUAAGUUUUCCUCGUUGCUGCCAGGCGGAAGUCCAAAAACUCUCAAACCUGGAGAUUACACCAUCUUGGACUGUAUCUUCAAUGAACUCACAAACACAUUCCAUGUGUUGGAUGUUAUGACCUGGAGAGGUCAUCCUGUGUAUGACAGUGAGACAGAUUUUAGGUUUUACUGGCUGCAGACAAAGCUUCAGGAAGAGCCAUUAGUGGCACAAGUGUCAGGUGACAACCCAUACAGGUUUGUCAGUUUGCAUCAUCAUCCUUGUCAUGCCAGUUCCAUUAAUGAAGCUUUGAGCAGUGUCACAUCAGUCAAUGAGGUCGAUGGUUUGUUGUUCUUUCACAAGAGGACGCAUUACACUUGCGGGAGAACACCGCUGGUUGGCUGGUUAAAACCGUACAUGCUUCCUGAAAUAUUGGGGCUCCCUGUGCCAGAUACAUUCAUGGCAGGGGUUCCUGCGGUAAACAAACUCACUUUACUGAAGUCGAACAAGGAGUUACGAGACAGCGACGAGGAAAAGAGGUUGGCGAGAGAGAACUGUGUGUUUGAGGAGAAAAUGGACACUCAGUCGUCCCUGAAAACAAAGAGAAAACAGGGACGAAAAUAUGCUUCUGAAACUGGUGCAGGAAUGGAGGUGGAGGGAGAAUCAAAAGAAAAUAUACAACACGGGGACAAGAAUGAAAAGAUGGAAGUUUCGAAAAGAACUUCUAGUCGAAGAAGGCGUAAGGAAGGCGACGAUGAUAUGGAUGUGAGUCAGACUGACGAAACAAUAUCUUGAAGUCGUUAAGACCUCUUAAUUGCAGGCAUAACUAUUAAUGAAGUAGGCUUACUCGGCGAUCCUUUUGAGUGCAAAUCAUAUCGUUUCUAAACAAACGGACGAGACCAGGAACCGGUUCCUCAGUGGCUGAAACAAAUCUAGUGAAGCCUGAGCCUCCCCAGUCCUCCCAUAGUUAUACUUCAUGUUUUAGUAUGGAUCGUUUAACGUGGCCAUUUUGUUGCUUCGUCUUUUUCCAAACAGGAACUAUUUCUUAUUUAAUUCAAUUUAUUUUUUUGUGCAAAUACAAAUAUGCCCUACAUGUACGUCGGGCUUUGCUUGUCCCGCGAACACAAUGACGGAAAAGUACUGCUGCAAUUUUCUCUCCUAUAACGAAGAAGUCAUUUCAGCUCGAUAAGCAACAACCGUCUGCUUGUCUGAGCAGACUGAUUUACUUGUCGAAGUGAAAAUAUAAUAACUGAUACAGUGA